Messenger RNA from Rhipicephalus microplus (southern cattle tick), 815 nucleotides. Its product is annotated as TWiK family of potassium channels protein 7. Gene Ontology annotation, biological process: potassium ion transmembrane transport; stabilization of membrane potential. Gene Ontology annotation, cellular component: plasma membrane. Gene Ontology annotation, molecular function: outward rectifier potassium channel activity; potassium ion leak channel activity. The record is from RefSeq and is a predicted model, not a curated record. NCBI's taxonomy places the organism in Eukaryota, Metazoa, Arthropoda, Arachnida, Ixodida, Ixodidae.
AACAUCGCCCCAAAGACACCACCUGGCAAGGUGGUGACCAUUCUGUACGCCAUCAUAGGCAUCCCGUUGAUGCUACUCUGCCUGUCCAACAUCGGCAACAUCCUGGCGCAUAGCUUCAAGUUUUUCUACGCACACGUCUGCUGCCUGCUCUGUCGACGGGCAGACGCCGCUGCUGCAAAGAUCCAGGCGUCAUCGACGGCAAAGACGCCAUCCCAAAUACCUUCAGAGGUUCUCGAUGCCGUGGUGACGGUGGCCAACAACGUCUCCUAAAGGAGACAACAAUGGCAGUGUCACGGGCAUGCUGACCGAAAAGAGCGGACGGCCACCCGAGCUGUCACCGCCGCCGAGUCCCGAGAAGCUGGCCGCGUCUCCCUCUUCUGCGAAUGAGCUGCCGUCGAAAAGACCCACCAAGGAGUCAACGCCCGUGUCCCAGGAGCGUAUCCCGGUGUACCUGGUGCUUCUGCUGGUGGGCGGCUACGUCUGUUUCGGCGCCACGCUCUUCUCGGUGUGGGAGGAGUGGAGUUUCCUGGACGGCGCCUACUUCAGCUUCAUCACGCUCAGCACCAUCGGGUUCGGCGACAUCGUUCCUGGUUCGCACCUGCUCGAACAGGGUGCCACCUCGGGCAGCGGACAGGCGAAGCUCAUCAUCUGCUGCUUCUACCUCGUCUUCGGCCUCGCCAUCAUUGCCAUGUCCUUCACGCUGGUCCAGGAGGAAGUGGUGCUCAAAUGCAAGGACCUCGUGCGCACGCUCAAGGCGCUCGUCUCUUCGGAGGAAUCCGCCACGACGCCCGCCGCGACUUCCUAGCCCGCAGGGC